AUGGCUCUCCGCGCCCUCUGCCACAAUUGGCGCGCGGCCACCGACGACCCCACCAACACCAUGGACCACCGCUUCCGCCCGCACAACUGGGUCAUGCUGGACUACCCGUCCCACGGCGACGACACCCGCGUCCUGGUGAACACCGAGACUGGUCGCUUCCACGUCAGGGACAUCCCAAUGCUCCGCCGCUAUUUCAUCGUCUCCGUCUCCACCGACGGGCUCCUCGUCCUGGCAGAGAAGGAACCGCCUCACGCCGCGUGUGUCCUCAACCCGUUCACGGGCUACAUGGUCCGGUUCGCAGCGCGCAUGCGUCCCAACGUGAUGGCGGCCGCCGUCUCGGGCUCUUCGCCGCUCUACCUCGUCAUCUACUGCAGCGAUUCCAAUAAGCUGUACAGGGCCGACCCUAGCUGCCAAGACUUCGUCAGGUACAAGAAGAAGUAUGCGUACCCUCUGGUUAGAAUCCCAAUGGCAAGUCGAUGGUGGACACGCAAUUGGGACAAAAAAGGGGCGAGAGAGCAGGAGGCCGCCGGCGGAGGGGGCGACGACUUGAGGCAGCCUACAGUGGCGCAGGGCCUGUCGUUCGACUUCUACCGGCAGCUCUGCCCCAGGGCGGAGUCCAUCGUGCGUGACUUCGUCCUGGACGCCGUCCGGAAGGACAUCGGCCUCGCCGCCGGCCUUCUUCGCCUACACUUCCACGAUUGCUUCGUGCAGGGCUGCGACGCGUCAGUGCUUCUAGACGGGUCGGCGACGGGGCCGGGGGAGCAGCAGGCGCCGCCCAACCUCACUCUCCGCCCGUCCGCCUUCAAGGCCGUCAACGACAUCCGGGGCCGACUGGAGCGCGAGUGCCGCGGCGCCGUCGUUUCCUGCUCCGACAUCCUGGCGCUCGCCGCCCGCGACUCCGUGGUCGCCUCAGGCGGGCCGGAGUACCGCGUGCCCCUCGGGCGCCGCGACAGCCCCAGGUUCGCCACGGCGCAAGACGUUCUCUCCGGUCUUCCCCCGCCGUCCUCGAACGUGCCGUCCCUCCUCGAUGUGCUCCGGAAGAUCGGCCUCGACGCCGCCGACCUCGUCGCGCUCUCCGGCGGCCACACCGUGGGGCUCGGGCACUGCACAUCCUUCGACGACCGGCUCUUCCCGCGCCCUGACCCCACCAUGAGCCCGGACUUCCUUGGCAGGCUGAAGCGGACGUGCCCGGCCAAGGGCACCGACGCGCGCACCGUGCUGGACGUGCGCACCCCCAACGUGUUCGACAACAAGUACUACGUGAACCUGGUGAACUGGGAGGGGCUCUUCGUGUCCGACCAGGACCUCUUCACCAACGCCACCACCCGGCCCAUCGUGGAGCGCUUCGCGCGCAGCCAGCGCGACUUCUUCGACCAGUUUGGCGUGUCCAUGGUCAAGAUGGGCCAGAUCAAGGUGCUCACCGGCGACCAGGGCCAGGUCCGCCGCAACUGCUCCACUCGCAACCCCGGCACCGCCGACGGCCUGCAGUGGUCGUCCCUGGUGCAGACCGUCGUGGACGCCGCUGCGGAGAGCCUCGGUUUCUAG
Messenger RNA from Triticum turgidum subsp. durum (durum wheat), 1545 nucleotides. The record is from the annotation of a GenBank genome assembly. Lineage: Eukaryota; Viridiplantae; Streptophyta; Magnoliopsida; Poales; Poaceae.